AUGAAAGUAGUUUGUAGUAAAACAAAUCCACCGCUCGGUGGUUUGCUAGCAGUGGAACUCUACCGGUCCUCAGCAGGAGAUGUAGAGAUUGUUUGGGGUGCCGAAUCAACCAUUACUCUUCCCAAAUCUACUAAAGCUCUGUCAUAUGGGACUAGUAACGAUUUGAUAAGGAUUUUGGAGAAUACUUUUAAUAAAUCUGUUGGAACCUUGCAGAGGGUGACGAUGAAUCAUUGGCUUUCAUUCAGCCUUAUUUUGGAAGAGGAAAUUCAGGAAUCUUUGUGCUACUUGGACAAAAUCCUGGGACCAUUAACUUACUUGGUGGGGGAAUCAUUAUCAGUGUCUGAUUUGGCUGUCUUCAGUGUUUUAUAUGCUUCAAAUAGCUUUAAGGAAAUAUCUAAGAAGAACCCUCCAAACAAUAUAUUAAGAUGGAUGAAGCUUAUUCAAGCUCAGAAGCCAGUUGAGAAAGCUCUGAAAGAAAUACCUUCUGAUAUACUGGAAAACAUCAAUAAGGCUACAUCUAGGAGAUCACCACCUUCUAGUAAAGAAACAAGUUCCGGUCGCCAGCAAGAAGGUAAAUUCAUUGAGUUACCUCAUGCUGAAAUGGGAAAAGUUGUGGUGCGUUUUCCACCUGAAGCAUCUGGAUAUUUGCACAUUGGACAUGCUAAAGCAGCUCUGCUCAAUCAAUACUACCAGCUGGCUUUCGAAGGCAAGCUUAUUAUGAGAUUUGAUGAUACAAAUCCUGCUAAAGAAAAUGCUGAUUUUGAAAAGGUAAUCCUGGAAGACGUAAAGAUGUUAGAGAUAAAGCCAGAUAUGUUCACACACACAUCUCAAUACUUUGACCUGAUGUUGCAAUACUGUGAGAAGCUUAUAAAGGAAAGUAAAGCUUUUGUAGAUGACACACCAGCAGAACAGAUGAAGAACGAGAGGGAACAGAAAGUUGAAAGCAAGAAUAGAAACAAUUCGGUAGAGAAAAAUCUUCAACUGUGGGAAGAAAUGAAAAAGGGCAGUGAUAUUGGCAUACAAAAUUGUGUGCGCGCAAAAAUAGAUAUGCAAUCACCGAAUGGAUGUCUUCGGGAUCCUACCAUCUACCGUUGUAAACCUGAAGUACAUCCAAGAACUGGAAAUAAAUACAAAGUAUACCCAACGUAUGAUUUCGCGUGUCCAAUAGUGGAUGCCAUUGAGGACGUGACUCACGUACUACGUACUAUGGAGUAUCACGACAGAGACCCACAGUUUUACUGGUUCAUAGAUGCCCUGGGGCUACGCAAACCAUACAUAUGGGAGUACAGCAGACUAAGUAUGACCAAUACUGUGCUUUCAAAACGGAAGUUAACUUGGUUUGUCGAGCAAGGACUUGUCGAUGGAUGGGAUGACCCGAGAAUGCCGACAGUGCGUGGUGUAUUACGUCGCGGUAUGUCUGUGGAAGGGUUAAGGCAGUUCAUACAAGCGCAAGGCUCUUCACGAUCGGUCGUAUUCAUGGAAUGGGAUAAGAUAUGGGCUAUUAAUAAGAAGGUAAUUGAUCCGAUAGCACCGCGUUACACGGCCCUCGAAUCAAACCCAGUACCGGUGAACCUAAAAGGUACAUCCGAGUCCACAUUGACCGUAGCCCUUCACCCCAAGAAUCCAGACGUAGGGUCAAAAACUGUCUGGGUGGGUCCCAGACUCCUAAUUGACCAGGUAGACGCUCAAGCCCUAAAGGAAGGAGAAAAUACUACAUUUAUUAAUUAUGGCAAUAUCAAGAUUGAUAAAAUACAUAGAGGUCCAGACGGCAAAGUGGUAAGCGUGGAUGGUACUCCGAACCUUGAUAAUAAAGACUAUAAAAAGACCCUCAAGAUCACUUGGCUAGCGGAUACUGAGAAGUCUCCACGUCUUGAAGUCUACUGCGUCUAUUUCGACCAUAUUAUUUCGAAGCCUUUGUUGGGAAAAGACGAAGACUUCAAACAAUAUAUUGGACAUCAGACUAGGUGGGAAAUACCAAUGUUAGGUGAACCAGAGUUGGCUAAAGUCAAAGUCGGAGAUGUAUUACAACUCCAGCGCCGUGGCUUUUUCCGUGUGGAUGUCGCAUCUGCUGGACCUUCACCACAAACAGGAAGAGUCACGCCGUUGGUGCUGUUCCAUGUUCCUGAUGGUCAUACUAAGGAAAUGCCUGGACAGCCAAAGUCAGUACAAACAACACAAGUGAAACAGGCACCAGCGGUUGAUGCAUCGCAGCUGAACCAAGAAAUUACCAAGCAAGGAGAGUUGGUGCGAUCGCUCAAAAGUGCGAAGGCUGAAAAGGCCAAGGUGGAUGAGGCUGUUAAAACCCUCUUGGAGCUUAAAGCCAAGUACAAGACGGCUACUGGACAGGAGUGGAAACCUGGCGCAGCUCCAGCGUCGAAUGCUCCAAAGGCAUCUGGUGAUGCGGAGAGUAUCAACCAAGAGAUCGUGAAGCAAGGUGAUCUCGUCCGCUCUCUGAAGACCGCCAAAGCCGAGAAAGCUAAAGUAGAAGAAGCUGUCAAACUCCUUCUAGAGCUUAAAACUAAAUACAAGGCAGCGACCGGACAGGAGUGGAAACCUGGUGCAGCUCCAGCAUCGAAUGCUCCAAAGGCAUCGGGUGAUGCGGAGAGUAUCAACCAAGAGAUCGUGAAGCAAGGUGAUCUUGUCCGCUCUCUGAAGACUGCCAAAGCCGAGAAAGCUAAAGUAGAUGAAGCUGUCAAACUCCUUCUAGAGCUUAAAACUAAAUACAAGGCAGCGACCGGACAGGAGUGGAAACCUGGUGCUGUCCCAGCAUCCAAUACUCCAAAAGCAUCUGGAGAUGCAGAGAGUAUCAACCAGGAGAUCGUGAAGCAAGAGCUUAAAGCUAAAUACAAGGCAGCUACCGGACAGGAGUGGAAACCUGGUGCAGCUCCAGCUUCGAAUGCUCUAAAGGCAUCUGGUGAUGCGGAGAGUAUCAACCAAGAGAUCGUGAAGCAAGGGGAUCUCGUCCGCUCUCUGAAGAGUGCCAAAGCCGAGAAAGCUAAAGUAGAAGAAGCUGUCAAACUCCUUCUAGAGCUUAAAACUAAAUACAAGGCAGCGACCGGACAGGAUUGGAAGCCAAGUGCAGCUCCUACGCCUGCUAAAGCUGCUGCUGCAGAUAAUGUUAGUGAUAUUUUAACAAAAAUAACGGCACAAGGGGAUAAAGUACGCAAGCUGAAAGGGGAGAAAGCUGACAAAAGUGUCGUUGAUGUCGAGGUGAAAAAUCUACUUAAUCUAAAAGCUCAGUACAAAUCAGAAACCGGAAAGGAUUGGACGCCCACUGCAACCCCACCAGUCAAAGCGGAAAUUGUUAAACAGGAAACAAUGAACGGUGUUAACGGUGAAGCAUUAGCGGUGGAAAUUGCAAAGCAAGGUGACGUCGUACGCGAUCUCAAAGCGAAGAAAGCGGACAAGACGACCGUAGAUGCAGAGGUAAAGAAGUUGCUAGAAUUAAAAGCGAAAUAUCAACAAGAGACUGGCACAGCAUUUGCAGCUGCUCCAACUAGAGAUACCAAACCCAAAGAGAAGAAACCGAAAGAGAAAGAGAUAAAGAAAGAGAAGCCGAAAGAACAGUCGCCGAAGCCUAAAGAGGAAUCCUCAAGUGGGGUGAAGAAAAUAACUCGACUCGGAUUAGAGGCUUCUAAAGACACUGAUCUUUCAGACUGGUACCAGCAAGUUAUAACUAAAGCGGAAAUGAUCGACUACUACGAUAUCUCCGGUUGUUACAUCCUACGCCCAUGGGCGUAUAGUAUUUGGGAAAUCAUUCGCGCAUUCUUCAGCGAUAGCAUUAAACGUAUGGGUGUGAAGGAUGUGUAUUUCCCUAUGUUUGUGUCUAAGGCGGCAUUAGAACGCGAGAAGACCCAUAUAGCUGACUUUGCACCAGAAGUGGCGUGGGUGACGCAUUCUGGUUCUAGCGAGUUGGCGGAACAUAUAGCCAUACGACCCACCUCUGAAACCGUGAUGUACCCGGCCUAUGCGAAGUGGAUACAGAGCCAUAGGGACUUACCGCUUAAGCUUAACCAGUGGAAUAACGUCGUUCGAUGGGAGUUCAAGCAACCGCAACCAUUCCUGCGAACGCGAGAAUUCCUUUGGCAAGAAGGACACUCUGCGUACCGACUUCAGAGCGAAGCAGAGGAGGAAGUGCUACAGAUAUUGGAUCUAUACGCCCGGGUAUAUGAAGAGUACUUAGCCAUUCCAGUCAUAAGGGGCAGAAAAACUGAGAAGGAAAAGUUCGCGGGUGGAGAUUAUACUACCACCGUUGAAGCAUACAUCGGUGCUAGUGGCAGAGCUAUACAGGGCGCAACAAGUCAUCACUUGGGGCAGAACUUCUCCCGUAUGUUUGACAUUGUGUACGAUGAUCCCGAAACCCAAGAGAAGAUGUUUGUCUAUCAAAACUCUUGGGGAAUAACGACGAGAACUAUCGGUGUAAUGGUCCUGGUACAUGGCGACGACAGAGGUUUAGUUCUACCACCACGAGUAGCCGACAUACAGGCGAUAGUGGUGCCUUGUGGUAUCACGGCCUCCAGUAAAGCUGAAGAGAGGAAGGAACUUAUGGACUCUUGUCAGAGCCUGGUGGAUGAAUUGAAGGCAGCUGGUAUCAGAGCCGAUGGUGACUAUAGGGAUAACUACUCGCCUGGGUGGAAGUUUAACCAUUGGGAGUUGAAGGGUGUACCAAUCCGUGUGGAAUUAGGACCGAAAGAUAUAUCACGCGGUGAGGUGGUUGCCGUAAUUAGACUGACAGGAGAAAAACAAACCUUAAAGAGGAACACGGCGCCGACGCAGCUUCGAGAGAAACUAGUUACGAUACACGAGGAAAUGUUCAAGAAAGCAACUAAAGAGAGAGAUGAGAGAUUGUCACUUGUCACAAAAUGGGACGACUUUACAAAUGCACUGGAACGCAAGCACAUCAUUCUUUCUCCGUUCUGUGGAGAUAUACCCUGCGAAGACAACAUUAAGAAUGAUAGUGCCAGAAAUGAAGAUGAUCAAACAACCGAGGUUAAAGCUCCAUCUAUGGGUGCUAAGUCACUUUGCAUACCAUUUAAACAGCCUCGUGAAAUAUCAGCGGAUGACUGUUGCAUACAUCCAGCUUGUAAAAAUAAGCCUAAAUUCAUUACUCUGUUUGGAAGGAGUUAUUAA
Messenger RNA from Pieris macdunnoughi, 5130 nucleotides. NCBI's taxonomy places the organism in Eukaryota, Metazoa, Arthropoda, Insecta, Lepidoptera, Pieridae. The record is from the annotation of a GenBank genome assembly.